Messenger RNA from Aspergillus ochraceoroseus IBT 24754, 1049 nucleotides. RefSeq names its product MDR family NADP-dependent oxidoreductase. The coding region runs from base 1 to 1041 and encodes 346 amino acids. The record is from RefSeq and is a predicted model, not a curated record. Gene Ontology annotation, molecular function: oxidoreductase activity, acting on the CH-CH group of donors, NAD or NADP as acceptor. Lineage: Eukaryota; Fungi; Ascomycota; Eurotiomycetes; Eurotiales; Aspergillaceae. The transcript has 3 exons.
AUGUCUUCCAACAAAUCUCUUGUGUUUUCAAAGAUCCCAGACGGCCUACCAGUGGCAGACGUCCACCUGAAAGUGCUACCUGGCGAUUGCGACUAUGAGCAUGAGCCUCCCCAGGGAGGAUUUAUCGCAAAAGUGCUUUAUGCAUCACUAGAUCCAUCUCUGAGAUUUCAGCUGGUGCACCCAAACUCCCCCCGGGAGUUUCCACCCCUCCCCAUUGGAAGCGUGCUUUCCAGCACCUCAAUCGUCAAGGUAAUCCGGGCCAGCCAGGACUCUGAAUUCGCUCCAGAUGAAAUCCUGUGUGGCAAUUGUCCCAUUCAGGAAUAUAUCGUCAUCGAUGCGGGUAAUGCUGCUCGGUUUCAAAGAAUCCAGAAUCCCCAUAAUUUAGACUUGAAGGUCUUUCUUGGACCUCUUGGACCCCCCGGUCUUACGGCAUAUUCAGCCUUCUACAAGAUAGGCGAGCCCAAAAGGGGCCAGACAAUCCUGGUUUCGGCUGCCAGUGGAGCUGUUGGACAGCUAGUUGGACAACUUGCUCUCAAGGAGGGUUUGAUCGUGAUUGGCUCCGCAGGAACCGACGAAAAGGUCAAGAUCCUCAAAGAAGAACUUGGGUUUCCCUUUGCAUUCAAUUACAAGAAAGUCGACAUCCUUCAAGAAAUCAAGAGAGUCGCCCCAGGUGGAAUUGACAUAUACUACGACAACGUUGGCGGGCAACAGCUCGAAGCUGCAAUCCAUGCACUCAACCCAUGCGGCAGAAUAGUUGCCUGUGGAUAUGCCUCUCAGUAUAACAGUGAUCCGAAUGAACAAUACGGCAUACGGAACACUGGCCUGCUUGUUGGCAAGAGAAUAAUUUGGAGGGGGUUUCUCGUAGAUAUCGAUGGAGAGGAGUAUAAAAGCGCCCACCAGGAAAACGUGGGACGUUGGCUCCUAGAUGGUAGUUUGAAAUGGAUUAUGAGCGAGACCCAUGGAAUCGAAAACGCAGCACAUGGGUUGAUCGAAUUGUUUCGGGGGGAUAAUAAAGGCAAAGCUAUCUUAUGCAUGGAUUAGCUCUAGAU